Anopheles marshallii is the source of this 1542-nucleotide messenger RNA. RefSeq names its product FMR1-interacting protein NUFIP1 (gene Nufip). Gene Ontology annotation, biological process: box C/D snoRNP assembly. Gene Ontology annotation, cellular component: nucleus. NCBI's taxonomy places the organism in Eukaryota, Metazoa, Arthropoda, Insecta, Diptera, Culicidae. The transcript is spliced from 2 exons. The record is from RefSeq and is a predicted model, not a curated record. Gene Ontology annotation, molecular function: RNA binding. Bases 1 to 1542 code for a protein of 513 amino acids.
AUGGCGGAGGAAAAGUUUCUUUUGCCGCCGCCCAAAUUUCAGGACGAGGUUAAGAAAAGUCUCGGCAGUUUUAGCCGCCAUCUGAAUCCUCAUUUCUCCACGCCAAACGGGAUGCUGUUAACGCGUGAUAAGCAACCGCCACCGAUGUACGGGCCACGUGGUUCUACCGUUCCACCUCGGUUCCUGUACAAUCCACGGAAACGGCCAGCGGAACCUCAUGCACCGGACCAUGUCCACAAUCGGCAAGGGCAACCUGGGGCUUUUCAGAACAAUUAUCGUGCCAAAUUCAAACACAACAAUGGAGGUGGUGGACACAAUCGAUCAGUACGACCACCAAACAAUGGGUUGGAUAAAGAGGUUAAACCAGAAUUGUUAGUUCUGGACUGGAAGCUGUGGUGCGAAGGAUGUGAUGUAAAUUGUCGUUCGGAAGCAGAGUAUCAGCAACACAUUACAAACCACGCACCGUGUUCCGUGCCUGGCUGUAAGUUCGUUGGACAUCCGAUGAUCAUGAAGCGACACGAACGUCAAACACACAGGGACGAAAGAAAUGCAAGUGAUCCUACUGUAGGACCAUCAUCGGAAGAAAUUGAACAAUGGAAAGAAGAACGCCGGAAGCGGUAUCCUACGAAACAGAACGUAAUCCUACGCCAGCAUGCACAGGAAGCACGGUUCAAUCGUGGUGAACGUAUUGAGGAGAAUAAGGAACGUUUUCCCAAUCGACAUUCAUCGACGAAAGGCGAAUCUAAUGAAAACGGCCAAAGGAAAGAGAUUGCUCCGAAUGGGAGAAACCAUAAACGGUCAAGGGGCAGAAAAAGGUCAGCUUUUCCGGUAGCAGUAACGGCAGUUGAGAAAACCACGGGUAGAAUCUUUUUUAAAGGAACGUCAUCGUUGAAGGAUUAUAAAGAUUCGUCAAAGAAUGCCUUGGCUAUGCUCGGGGACUACGGAUCGGGCAGUGAAAAUGAUUCAGAUGUAGAAGAACAGAUGGAAGAUAACAUUGAUCCGGUAAAAACGGUUAACGAAUCCUUAGUGCAGCCGGAAAGUGUACUCAGCGAUGGUGAAAUAGUAGACGAUGAAGUGAUGAAAGGCGACAAGAACCAUUGUCCGGAUCAGUUUGAACGGGCUCCUGCUGAAAUUGAAGAAAAAUCGAUAUUAAAAUCGAUAUGUACGGAAGAUGUACCCAAAAAAGCAACGAAUGUCAUCAACGUUUCUACUCCACAAACUGCGAAAAAUAAUGUUCCGGGUGGAUCAGCUCAAAACGUAUUGUGCCGUCCAGUACCGAAAGGAGCUAAACAGGCUUCCAAAAGUGAGCACAAUUUAAAAGGCAAAAAUGUUGGUAAACCCAAUCGACCAUUAUUGAACUAUUCCAAACUUCGACGAUCGAACCAGAACACAAUGUUGGAGAAGUUGCUCGACACCGAUAUACGGCAUGAGCGGAACGUGUUGCUGCAGUGUGUGCGACACGUACUGUUGAACAAAUUUUUUGGAAUAGGGCAAACGAAUGAAGAAGAUGUAGCUGCCGUUAGCGACGAAGUAAAGGAAUAA